CGGCGAAUAUGUUCCACGGCAGGUCGUGUUGAUGUCAGUGAACAAUGCGCUGGCUGCGCAGUCCGGACGCGCCCAACACAACCGGAAAGAGCAGAUGCAGAUGCAGAUACACAGACUGGACUGGGCGGCUAAAACGGUGAUGAGCAAAAUGAGACGACUAUGACUUGCCUUUCCCAGACUGUGACCAUCAGAAUCAUCCAUGUAUUGAAACUAAGGCAAUGUUAUUGGCCCUGAUGGACAGAACAGGUUGUAAUAAUGAAGGUUCUCCCCAUAUAUUCCUGAAAAGCCCACCCAUGAUUCACUCACGCUCAAGAGAGUAAAGAGAUGAAAACUCACAAAUUCUUCAGUAUUCAGUUAUAAAAGACUUCAAAAUAUAGGCUAAAGGAGAGCCUUCAGCCUACACUACUGUACACAGGACUUCCAGAAGACUCCUUUUACCUCCAAAGAUGGUCGAUAAUCGUUACGCCACGGCGCUGGUGAUCGGCUCCGUUUUGAGUCUGUUGGCUAGCGUGUAUCUGUCGGUGGCAGUGAGCACUCAGCACUGGUACCAGUACCGGAGCCUGCCAGCUAGCAACGAUGCCAUGAAUGGCACGGACCUGCAGAAGCUGAGGGAAAAUUUUAAAUCUGAAGAAGUGGAUGAGAAUAAAUACAGCGAAGCCCUGUUCCGCCUCAACGGCACCCUGGGGCUGUGGUGGCGCUGCAUUCUGGUGCCUAAGGAACCACACUGGUUCAAACAGCCUGAAACUAAAAUGAUGACUGACUGUGAGCCCUUCACUUUGCCCCAGCAGUUUGAAACCAAGUACAAGCACCCUGGCAACUCCAGUAAUGAAGAGGAUCUACUCCGCACUUAUCUGUGGAGGUGUCGGUUCUUGUUCCCGCUGGUGUCUCUUGGGCUGGUUUUUCUGGGAGCGCUGAUCGGAGUUUGUGCCUGUCUCUGUCGCAGCAUCACCCCCACCCUGUUUGUCGGGUUACUCCAUCUGCUGGCUGGCCUUUGCUCUCUGGCCACAGUAUGCUGUUUCCUGGCUGGUAUAGACCUGCUGCACAGAGCAUUAGAUUGGCCUGAAGGGAUGGACUAUUCUCUGGGCUGGUCACUCUACCUGGCUCUGGUCUCCUCGCCACUCCAGAUGAUGGCAGCUGCUCUCUUCAUUUGGGCCGCCAGGAGCCACCGCAAAAACUACACUCGCAUGACGGCCUACAGGGUCGCCUAGUCGAUGGUGGACCCCCCCCAUGCAGCCAGCUCUGUGAACCAAAGGGAACAGCUGCAUGGUUUUUCUAGGAGUUAAGUUCUUAAAAAGCACAGCCCACGCUACACCACAGCCUAGGCUAAUGCUUGACCACUAAAUUGAAGGACUGCACCUACUCAAGACCACAGUUAACAGGCUUGUACUAAUCACAUGUUCCUUGUCCAUGUAUUCUCACUUUUGAUCCCAAGUGCUUAAAUCGAGGAGGCUUUCACCUUCAUUUCAUUACUGCCUUGUUUACCACACUGUUAGACCCCACAGACACCAAAUGGACCCAUGGCCAGAAAGUACCGACGUAAUUAUUCUCCAGCAUGUAACGUAGUAUCACCGGAGAUCCACCCAUGCCACUGCCAAUAGAUUUUGUAAGGGAUAUAGAUUUAAUAUGACAAGUGGAUAGUUUUAUUUUUCUGGAUGGCCCAGACUUUUUGUGAUUUUGCUGUGUGAUCAAAUUCAUGGCAGGACCUGUGUUUUUUUUUUUGUUUUUUUGGUUUUUUUUCCCCCUUUUUAUUUGCUUGUGUUGCACCUGUGUAAUUGAAGUAAUGACACACAAGCUAAAUUAUUUUUAUACUUCUUAAUAUCACCUACAUAGGCAGGAGCCUGGAAAAGAGCAAACACAUUGGAAUUGUGGCCAGUUGGAGAUGGUUUAGUACCAGGAACUGGGCCAGAAAUGCCAGAAAAUAGAUUUAGCACGUUUUGAAAAAAAGACAUUCUGUUAAGCAAUCUGUCAGUGAUUUAAAGGGAAAUUUCCUGAGAUUAAAAUAAAUCUGCAUAGUUAAAUCAUUAAGAUGAUAAACAGUCAUGCAAAGUGGCUUGAUGUGAAAUGCUCCAUUGCAGAGUAAAUUACUGCGUCAGGAUUGUGCACAUUCGUGGUGACAGCCUAAGUGUUUAAUGUCUUUAAAAGCUCUGCCUGAUUUUUGUUCCUACUGUGAUCUGCUUGUAACCAUUUUUCUGCCUGAAACAUUUUUUAAAAGUUUGUUCCUGGAGAGGGACAAGCAGGCUGCUAUAAAGCAAACAGACAUAUCUAGCUUCAUCAGUCAUUUAGGAUAUUAUCCACAUCAGCCUGAUAGGCCUGAGGAGUUAUGUCACAUGCAUUGGCAACAGUAAAUCUAUCAAUUAUAGUGUGUAGGACUGGAGUUUUGUAUGUGCCUCAUGUUUUCUGUCAUUGUAUAACAGAUGCAUGAGGCUUCCUCUCUCACUGGGCAAAACAUUGCCCCCAAACCCUCCACCACUACUUUCCUUUUUGUAUCAACCCAAGUCUAGCACCAAAGAAAACAUGUAAAGUGUGUAGUUUCUCUGCUAACAACCAUUUCACAUCAAACCACUGUGAACGACUAUUUGCAACUGAUUGAAUUAUGCUGAAAUUUUCCAAUUUAAGUCAGGUAGCCAGAUGUGAUAUGAAGACUCACCUCAAUUAAUUGCCUAGAUAUCGCAUUUCCUGUGGUAGUGUGCACUGGUAGAUGUUUUUCGAUGUAAGCAGUGUCUAGUUUUGUCCACAUGAAUGCAUCAUGUAGCAUAAGGUUUAUACUAGAUGUGUAAAUAUGCAUGUGUGCUAUAAGGAUUAAAAAAAAAGCCGUAAAUUCUUACCUUUGUUUCUCAAACCAAUAACACAGCAGCUCAGUGUGCAGCAAUAUUAUGAGCAUCGACCACUUAAGCCUUUUUACCUUUUCCUUGUAUGUGUUUUGGAACAUGGUCUUCACUACAUUGUGGUCUUUAAAGCUGUUGUAUUGGUUUCUCGGUUGGAUUGCUGUCAGAUUGGUUUCUUGAUGGCUCAAGAAAUUGUAAUACCACUUAGCAUGGCUGUCGUGUGCGUGUGCAUAUGUGUAUAUUUUAGAGUUUCUUUGGAAUGUUUUGUUUUCAUUUUGCAUGUGCCUCAUUACCGAUGCUGUGCUUGACCUUCUUUGUAAUGUUUGAAUUUUUCUUCCAAGUUUGUCAGAAACAAGCUUCUUUCAGAAAACAGCUAGAAAUGCAUACGUGAAGAACACAAUCAAUACAUGCAAUACAUUAAAACUGGGUUUAAAGAUUACCUCACUCUGCGGUGUACCAGGGCAGAUCACUGUGACAUUUCAACAGUGUCCAAAACACUCAGCAUCUUUCUGCCUUUUAUACAUAUUUUUAUAAGGUCUUCAUUCCAAGUGAUCACAAUAAACAUCUUUUUCUAGUGG
Molecule: messenger RNA, 3403 nt
Organism: Pygocentrus nattereri (red-bellied piranha)
Lineage: Eukaryota; Metazoa; Chordata; Actinopteri; Characiformes; Serrasalmidae
Gene: cldnd1b
Product: claudin domain containing 1b
Exons: 5
Coding region: 447-1208 (253 amino acids)
Cellular component (GO): membrane
Source: RefSeq, a predicted model, not a curated record